Messenger RNA from Ochotona princeps (American pika), 2146 nucleotides. It is a transcript of the gene FLYWCH1, whose product is annotated as FLYWCH-type zinc finger 1. NCBI's taxonomy places the organism in Eukaryota, Metazoa, Chordata, Mammalia, Lagomorpha, Ochotonidae. The transcript is spliced from 9 exons. Bases 89 to 2035 code for a protein of 648 amino acids. The record is from RefSeq and is a predicted model, not a curated record.
GGCCCUGCUGCCGGCGCCGAGCGGUGAGCAGGGGCGAGAUCCAUGUGCGGGGGCUGAGGUGGCCUGAGGGCAGGCCCUGAGUCCCGGCAUGCCCCUGCCUGAGCCCAGCGAGCAGGAGGGCACAAGUGUGACCGCCAGCCUGGAGCCCGCCCCUGCGCUGAAAUGCAGCAAGCUGGACACAGCCCCCCAGCCCCUGGAGUUUCUGAGGACCCCGUUUGGGGGCCGUCUGCUGGUGUUCCGGUCAUUCCUGUACAAGCAGGAGAAGGCAGUCGGCGACAAGGUGUACUGGAAGUGCCGCCAGCAUGCUGGGCUGGGCUGCCGGGGCCGGGCCAUCACCCGCGGCUCGCGGGCCACAGUUAUGCGGGACCACUGUCACCUGCCUGAUGAGGAGGGCCUGCAGGCUUGGCGCCAGCAGGAGAAGCUGCCCAGCCCUGCUCUGCCCGAGGCCCCGGAUGGCUCUGGCGGCCCUGUGGAUGAGCCACUUGAGGGCGGGGGCUCUUGGCUGUGUCCCGAGGAGCCACAGCCGCAUCCUGGGCAGGCACUCAGCAAGCCAGCCCCGGGGGAGGCGCCCCGAGCCCUGUCCCUGCUCAUCCUGCCUCCCAAGAAACGCUCGAUGCUGGGGCUGGGUGAACACCUGCCCCGGGUGACGGAGGAAUUCCUGCCCCGGAUACCUCCAUUCGGAGUAGAGCAGGCCGAGCCCCUGGAGUUCCUGAGGACCUGCUACGGGGGCAGCUUCCUGGUGCACGAGUCCUUCCUCUACAAGCGGGAGAAGGCAGUGGGCGACAAGGUGUACUGGACCUGCCGGGACCACACGCUGCACGGCUGCCGCAGCCGGGCCAUCACCCAGGGCCGGCGUGUAACUAUCAUGCGUGACCACUGCCACCCGCCCGACAUGGAGGGCCUCGAGGCCCGGCGGCAGCAGGAGAAGGCCACGGAGACGCCGCCAGCUGGGCUGGACAGCCCCGAGUACAAGCUACCCCAAGAUGCGAGGCCAGAUAUCCCCACUCUCAGACCUCGACCCAGAAAACGAGCAAAAGUGAAAGAUCAGGAGCCCUCAGCCCAGCCCCAAGGCCCCCCGGACGAGGAGCAGGAGGCCGACCCCAGAGGCCCCGAGUUCCUGCGGACCCCGCUGGGGGGCAGCUUCCUGGUGUACGACUCGUUCCUCUACAGGCGGGAGAAGGCGGCAGGCGAGAAGGUGUACUGGACGUGCCGGGACCAGGCCCGCAUGGGCUGCCGCAGCCGGGCCAUCACCCAGGGUCGGCAUGUCACUGUAAUGCGUGGGCACUGCCACCCGCCCGACCUGGCCGGCCUGGAGACCCUGCGGCAGCGGGAGAAGCGGCCGAGCCCGACCCGGCGGGAAGGCCCAGGAGGCCCCGAGUUCCUGCGGACCCCGCUGGGGGGCAGCUUCCUGGUGUACGACUCGUUCCUCUACAGGCGGGAGAAGGCGGCAGGCGAGAAGGUGUACUGGACGUGCCGGGACCAGGCCCGCAUGGGCUGCCGCAGCCGGGCCAUCACCCAGGGCCAGCGGGUCAUGGUCAUGCGCAGGCACUGCCACCCGCCCGACCUGGCCGGCCUGGAGUCCCUGCGGCAGCGGGAGAACCUCCCCAACCUGACCCACUGGGAAGGCCCAGAACCCACGGAGCCCUUGGAGUUCCUGCGCACGUCUCUCGGGGGCAGGUUCCUGGUGCACGAGUCCUUCCUGUACAGGAAGGAGAAGGCAGCGGGCGAGAAGGUGUACUGGAUGUGCCGGGACCAGGCCCGCAUGGGCUGCCGCAGCCGGGCCAUCACCCAGGGCCAGCGGGUCAUGGUCAUGCGCAGGCACUGCCACCCGCCCGACCUGGCCGGCCUGGAGUCCCUGCGGCAGCGGGAGCGGCUCCCCAAGGAGGCCCAGCAGGAAGCCCCAGAAGAGAUCAGCCCAGUGCCUGAAAUAGUACUGUGCUUGGAGACUGUUCCAGAAAUUCGGCAGACAGAAGGGGGGUGCAUAGAGGCCACAGAUUCUCACUGCUUGGGCGCCUCAGUCCCCCGACAGAAGUGACCCCGAGAACAGGACCCCCCAACCCGGGGCAGCCUUGGUCAUGGCCACAACAGGAGGCUCUGUGAACACAGAGGUGGACACGGUGCACACGCGCAGGCGGCCACGGCAGGU